This is a messenger RNA of Pichia kudriavzevii, 3114 nucleotides long. RefSeq lists its product as uncharacterized. The coding region runs from base 1 to 3114 and encodes 1037 amino acids. The record is from RefSeq and is a predicted model, not a curated record. The transcript has a single exon. Lineage: Eukaryota; Fungi; Ascomycota; Pichiomycetes; Pichiales; Pichiaceae. Gene Ontology annotation, molecular function: protein binding.
AUGAAGAAAUACUCAUUAGCGGCCACCCAUGUUCCUGUUCCGUUGGUUUAUGUUCAAGGAGUGGAUGAUUCCAUCCGACCAAUUCAGCACGAAACAAAAUCUGAAUUAAACGAAACUUCACUUAAAAUUGACAUUGAGAGAAAGUUGCCAGAUAUAACCAAUGGCUGCAUGACACGUACAGUCUCUGUACUAGAAGCGGGCAAUUUACGUGAGCAUAUGUGGUGGAAGGACACUAACAUUAAUAGCAGGCCAUGGUUUAAUGUGAAAUAUGUCGAUGGAAGAUGCACAGUUGGGGUUAGUGGAUCUCCUUCUAUCCUAAGUCCGUACAGGAAAUGGCACAAGGGAGAAUUAUUGCCAUUGCAUUGGAUGGAUAAAUACUAUGACCACAUAUGCACAGUAUUCAUAUCUUUCUAUGAAUUAAAAAACGGCGAAUCUGAUUUUUUGCUUGUUAAUGAAGUUAAUCGAAUCAAACUAAGUUUCUCCAAUACAAUGAUCAAAUAUGUCUGUAUUUUAGUUAACCCGGGGAACGGGAAUACAUCACACCUUCAGGAUGUUAUUAGUAGGAUCCACAUGAGUGGUAACUCAUUGUUUGUCUUGAACGGUGGUGAUAAUGAAGCGAGAAAACGUGAACAGACAACUUUCAUCAAGAAAUUACUUGUUGGAUUACGACAGUAUUCAAAUGAUUUUUUUGAUUUACAGAUCCAAAAGUUGAAAAAGAGAGAAAUCAAAGAUACUUGUUAUUCACAGGAGAUGUUUUCAACAAGAAAUUUGAUUAAACUGGUGAUGUUUGAGCAAUUUAAAGGUGGGUCUGAUAGCACCACCAAAAUGCUGGAAUACGCAUAUGAUCGGCUGCUCUCCUUAGAUAAGCAGCUGUCUUCCAACAAGGAAGAGAUAUAUCAAUGGCUAGAUAUCUUAUGUCUGCAUAUAGUUCGGUCGACUAUAUUGAUAGAUGCAAAUGUUGCAUUUCGAAAAUUUAUGUUUCACAUUAGUACGAUACCAGACCGAAAGGAGGUUAACAACGAUUGGUUUGCAUUCCAAUAUUUAUGGCUGGGAAACUUGCUCAAAUCUGUCAGUGAUCCUUCACUCAUUCCUAUAAAUACGAUGUUGUACCCUUCUAAAACUGACGGUUUGGUCAAUAGUAGAUGUAUGCCAAAUCCAGGAUUUAUAUUCUUACAAGCUGCACUGUUCAAGAAAAGGGGAGAGAUUGGUGAUGGCUCUGAAGUGAUCUCGUUACUUACUAGCUCUAUUGAUGCAUUUGAAAACUCGUCUAACUUCAGGAGAGUAGAAUCCUUUAUUUAUAUGCUACUGGGUGAAGUAUAUUUCAGAAUGGAAAACUAUAGCAUGGCGUUGAACAAUUACUUGGUUGCUCUACCGGUUUACCAGCGAGACAAAUGGCUGAAGAUCAUUUGUGUAUUACUGAGGAAUGUAUGUCAAUGUUUCAUUGGCUUAGGGAGAACGAAAGAAGCAUCUCAGAGCUAUAUUGAAUUGUGUACGUAUGAGAGAGACGGUGAAUAUUUACAGGCUCUAAAGGGGAAGAUCGAUGGUUUGGAAUUGGUAGAUACCAAUGAAAUUGGACUACUUGAUGUCAAAGGAUUAUUUGGCAUUCAAGUUGGUGUUAAGAAGUUCGAAAACAUGAUAAACGAUGGGAUUGAUCUUCAAUUGAGAAUAACUUCCAAUUCUAAAGUUAUGGCUGAGAUAACAAUAGACCAAAUCAGGCUAGAUCUUGGAUGCAGGGAAUUCUUGAUAGCUAAUGAUCCAUUGCUGAAAAAGGGGUAUUUACAGAUAGUAAAUGAGGACGGGAAGGCCAAUUUAGAUUUCGAUCAUGAGUUGUGCAAAGUGUUGCAGGUUCAUCUAUAUCCGAAAAAGGUUGGAGUUUUUCGUGUUGUAGAGGUUGAGCUAUUGGGACACUUCAACGAUUUGAAGUUUCAAACAAGAAUUCAAAUCACGCCCACUAUUGAAAGGUAUUUCACAUGGUACUCUGAAGAUUGCAAACAUCAACCGAUCAAAAUACACUACCCGUCGAAUUCAUUCAAAAUUGAGCCACGCAUUCCAGAAAUAAAAUCAUCUCUCAAGUACGAUUCCGUUGGGUUUAUUGGUCGUCAGUUCCCGAUCACCGUUCAUUUCCUUAACGCUGACAAAGAGCCUGAUGUAGUUAUAGCAAGUGUUGCCGGUACCGCUAGCAUUGCAGAUAAAGAGAUUGAGGUAGUCUCGAAUACUAAGCUUGAGUUAUCACCUAAUGAUGAAGGCACAAUAAUUGCUACAUUUGACAUCCCACAGAAUUCAGACAUUUUAGCACCAUGUAUAGUUGAAUUAAUGUUUGAGUAUGAGGUCAAAGAGGUCGUUGUUGCCGUAAGAAAAAAAAUCAGGAUAGCUGUUGCAGACGUGUUUUCAUGGCAGACUGAAUUGCGGCCUGUUGUUUAUCCAUUUCCCGAUUUGUUUAAAAUUGACGCUGAGAAUCCUGGUACUUUGCCGAUGCAUACUAGAAGGUGGCAAUUCCGAUUACACUUGAAAGAUAUGGCGGAUACAAUGGAGAUUGAGGAAAUGAGUUUUGACAUCAGGGGUCCAACUGGAGUGAGUUUGACGUUAAACAGUGAAAAUCUACAGGGUAUGCUAAAGAACGGCGAAACACAAAUAAUACCUGUUCAGCUCGAUGUGAGGAUUAUUGAAAGAAGUGCACGUACUAUACCGAUAGAUAUGAAAUGCCAUGUGAAAUAUGCGGUCUCGGGUCUCACUUACGACUAUGUGGUUGAUAUGUACAAGGCCAAUUUACCACAUGUUGAUCCUCGUGUUUUGGUUUAUAUUCUACAGGAGAGGAAAGAUGGGGAAGUUGAAGAAGUGGAUGUUGUUUACUUGCUUGAAAAUCCAACAGACAAGAUAUUCAGGUACCAAACGAACAUGAAUCCAUUAGCUGGUGUUGAAAUUGUAGACUAUGUGAAAACCAGCCGGAUAAAUCUAUUACCGUUUCAGCAGUUGCCAUUGAAGUUUACGUAUAAAACAAGGGGUAAAUUAUUACCAGAGUUUACCUUGUAUGACAGACAAUACCAGGUGUUUGUUCAUGCCAGUGUUGCUGAUGACCGGCUUUACUUUGUCGAUGGGCAAUUGCUAAGGCGCUAA